This is a messenger RNA of Moneuplotes crassus, 1164 nucleotides long. The record is from the annotation of a GenBank genome assembly. NCBI's taxonomy places the organism in Eukaryota, Ciliophora, Spirotrichea, Euplotida, Euplotidae.
AUAGAAUCAAGCAAAUGGCAACCUCAGCAGGUGCGACAAAGGAUGGAUACUCUAAGUCAUCAACGUCAAAGAGAUCGGGUAAAGAAGACACUUCAUUGCCUUCGGAAAUGGAAAAUUUAUUCAUGCUAGAGAAGAAUAAGAAGGCAAUAGAAGCUUUUCGAGGGAAGAUGAAUAAGUAUCUUCAGAUGCUCUGCACAGAUCUUGAAAUAGCAAAUACUGAUCUGGUAAAGAUCUUUCUAACUUGUACUGACAGCAAAUCCCUUCAAGAGAGUUUGCAUCGUAUCAAGAAGAAGAAUAAGGGACUUGGAAUCACCGAUAACCUCCAAAGUAUCUAUGAAAAGCUAAACCGCUUCAAUACAGAAGAUGUAUAUAUUGAGUACCAAGAAUAUUUCGAAGAUGAGGAAGUUGAGGAAUUCCAAUUUUCGUCUCAAGAUCUCUACAGAGUCAGAGGAAUUCUUGACUAUGAAAAACAGCUUAGUAACCUAGUCGAUCAUAUGGAGCUGAGAUGUAAACUUAACGAUGCGACUUCCUUAGGGAUCCAGUCUAUCACUACUGAACUUGAGAUGUUCAGAAUAAAUUCUGAGACCCCCCAGUUGGACAAGCUUUUCUUACUCGGAGGUUUCAUAGACUUUGGUGAUGUAGAAGAUAUCGAUAACAUCGGACUCUCCAAAGCCAUGGAUGAGAAUGCCCAAAAAGAUCCAUUUGCAAAUGAAUUUGUAUCUAUUGAGAACUUAAAGAAGAACAAAAAGUACACUUUGAGAGAAAAUUCAGAUUACUUCCAGACUUUAAGCUGGACAAGUCUGUACAAAUAACCUCAAGACUCAACUAAACCGCUUUCAGCCCUUAAAGAAGAGUCUUAUUAAUAGAAGGGUCUUAAUGCAGGAUUAUAAAGAUAACAGUAGCUUAAUAGAGGAAUAUAAACAAUUUGAACUUUCUUAUAACCAUUUGGAAAUUAUAAAAAAGAUCAAGGAAAUAGAGGACGAAAAUAAGGAAAUUUCUAGCAAAAUUACUGGAAUUAACCACAAAAUAAGCGAUUAUCACGCUGAUGUGUCUAUCUCUGCAGCAGUGGAAGAAGAUAUCAGAGGCUUUAUUAAGAAAUGCAAAAUCAACCUCGAAAUGGAGCCAGGAGGUAUGAGCGUUGAAAAAGAAAAGGAUGCAUUUUAA